AUGACAGUAACUGAACUGGCCAUCCUCCCUUUGGCUCUUAUUCAAACCACUUCCCCCACUCUCGCACCCGCUCUCAUCAACAAACUUCUUCAAACUCGCCAGGCACUUAUCUCCGCCUCUGGCUAUCAUUUUACCUACUACUACCAAGUCGAAGACCCUAGUAUCAUCUGCCUUAUAGGAGCAUGGGACUCGGUAUCCGCACACCACGCAUUCAUCGCCUCACCAGAUAACAAGGAAUUGCUUGCGCUGCUAAAGGAUGAUAUGCUCCUCUCCGACACUCAAGAGAGAGCCGGCAUGAGGAUGUGGCAUCUAGAAGGCGAUAUCUUCAACCUAAAACCCAGCGGCGGCGAGGCUAAUGCGGGGAAUAAGAAAGACGUUCUAGAUGCCCCGAUCAUUUCCCUAAAACGACACUCCAUUCUCCCCUCCAAAAAGGUGGCUUUCCUCGCUGCAUUCUCAGGUAUCAAGCACCUACUAGAAUCCGCCUCCCCGUAUCAGGUAGUUGGGGGCUGGAGGAUUGACAAAGAAGAGAUAGAGGGGACUGAGAGGGAAGAAUUUUGUCUGUUUUCAGGGUUUGAGGGUGUGGAGCGUCAUCAUGAGCUUCCGAAGACAACGGAGUUUGAGGAGUAUAAGACUAUUGUGGGUGAAGUAGAGAGCUUUGAGUUCAGGCAUUUGAAUGUUCUCGAGUUGGAUACCUAA
Molecule: messenger RNA, 696 nt
Organism: Venustampulla echinocandica
Lineage: Eukaryota; Fungi; Ascomycota; Leotiomycetes; Helotiales; Pleuroascaceae
Exons: 1
Coding region: 1-696 (231 amino acids)
Source: RefSeq, a predicted model, not a curated record